Messenger RNA from Agrilus planipennis (emerald ash borer), 1144 nucleotides. RefSeq names its product phosphatidylinositol N-acetylglucosaminyltransferase subunit C (gene PIG-C). The record is from RefSeq and is a predicted model, not a curated record. Bases 226 to 1077 code for a protein of 283 amino acids. The transcript has a single exon. NCBI's taxonomy places the organism in Eukaryota, Metazoa, Arthropoda, Insecta, Coleoptera, Buprestidae. Gene Ontology annotation, biological process: GPI anchor biosynthetic process. Gene Ontology annotation, cellular component: membrane; glycosylphosphatidylinositol-N-acetylglucosaminyltransferase (GPI-GnT) complex.
UUAACCUUACUUUGUUUUAAAGAGGUGUGUUAUUAAAAUUGUAGAAAAGUUGCUGUUUUAGAGAUUAACUCAGUUUUUUUUAUAUUUAUAACAGCAAGAAUAUUAUUACUUACAUUUUCGUGGAAUAUUCAGUUUAAUACAUUUUAAAUAAGUUUUAUAUUUCUGAGGCAAAUAUGUUGCAAAAACCACAAUACAACUUUUCCUAAAUUUCAUAAUGAACUGAAAAUGAGUGUACCAAUAGAACCCGAUCAACAACCAUGGUGCAGAAAAUUAUACGCAAAUGAGGGAUAUCCUGACAACUAUACCGACGAGACCUUUCUCAGAGAGCUUCGUAAGAACAUUUACUUUAAACCUGUCUCGUUCAAAGAAGCGAUAAAGGGAGCGUCAUUAGUUAUUAACGAACUGUGUACUGUUGUCCUGUUUGUUCUUCACUACACUUUUUUAUAUAACAAUUGGAUAGAUCCUAGCACAGUAUUUACAUAUUCAAGUAGUGUUACUUUUAUUGGGUACAUAAUUUAUUCGUUUAAAAGUAUAAGCAUUAAUAAGAAGACUAUAGGACACGAUGUGAGAACAUUACUUAUGUAUAUAGUGUUUGGGCAUUUAUUUUCUCCAGUUUUGCACACUCUUACAGACACUAUUAGUACCGAUACAAUUUACACGAUGACUUUUUUUAUGAUGUUGAUCCAUUUAAUUUUUUUCAAUUAUGGUAUUGAUGGAUCGAUCGUAUCAAACGGUUUAUCGAUAAGCGCAGCGAUUUUUGCUUCGAUUUGUUUAUCGUCGCGGCUCGCAUCUGCCUUUGAGGCUUUUGUACUAAUGACUUUUUCCACUCAAUGUUUCAUUCUAUUUCCAUUUUUGAAAGCAAAAGUGGAUAAUUUAUAUUUUAUAACACCUUCACUAGUGGCAUUUGAUAUAGUGGUGUUAUGGUGCGUUUCAAAGACAAUGUUUGCGCUAUUUCUUUGCAGUUUGGUGCUAUUAAAUGGUCUCUGUCCUUAUCUUUUUGUAAAAUACCAGCGACACAAAGACAAUAUCCACGGACCGUGGGAUGAGGCAGUCGUAGAAGACACAAAGCAAAUUUAAACAGUUUAUUUAACUGAUUAAUAAUGUACAAAAAUGUAUAUGUACACUGUUUAAUUAACAAUAAAGG